UAAAAAGCUUCUUUCCAUUGCUUGAGAGAACCGCUCGCAGGGCUUUUGCAGGCGGGGAAGAACAUCCCUAGCAUUCUUCUCGCGGGAGAUUUUGCUCGUCAGCCAUGGAUUGUGGAGCUAAUGGAACGAAACGAAUCGUGGAUUUUCGAUCGGAUACCAUCACCAAGCCGACAGCGGCGAUGCGAGCCGCCAUGGCCAGCGCCGAGGUUGAUGACGACAUUGUCACGGUCGAUCCUACCAUGGACGAGCUCCAGAAAGAAAUGGCUAGAAUAUUUGGGAAAGAGGCCGCCUUGUUUGUUCCUUCCGGUACGAUGGGGAAUCUCAUCAGCGUCCUUGUUCACUGUGAGGCCCGUGCAAGCGAGGCCAUCAUCGGGUCUGAGAGCCACAUCAAUGUUUACGAGCAAGGUGGAAUGGCAACGCUGGGCGGUGUUUUCCCGAGCAUUGUUCCAAACAAUCCGGAUGGAACCAUGGACUUGAGGGCGGUCGAAAACGCUAUCAAGCCUUUGGACGACGAGCACUUUGCGACGACUCGCUUGAUUUGCAUCGAGAACACUCACAACCGAUGCGGUGGAAGAUGCGUCUCGGUUGAGUACACGGAUCAGGUUGGCCAGCUUGCCAAGAGAUAUGGAUUGAGACUACACGUAGACGGUGCCCGAAUUUUUAACGCAUCCACAGCUCUGGGAGUGUCUCCGGAAAGACUUGUUCGAGCAGCUGAUACUGUAUCGGUUUGCUUGUCAAAAGGAUUGGCUGCACCAGCGGGAAGUGUGAUUGUUGGAUCGCAUGAAUUCAUUGAGAAGGCUAAACGACUGCGAAAGGCUUUGGGUGGAGCUAUGAGACAAGUAGGAAUACUGGCUGCUCCUGGUCUGGUAGCGCUGAAAGACAUGGUUUGCAGAUUGUACGAAGAUCACUCCAAUGCUCGUCUAUUAGCAGAAGGAUUGUGUGGAAUGAAAGGCCUGCAGGUGGACAUGAGCGCAGUCGAGACAAACAUUGUAAAUGUGGACGUGACCAAGUCACGCUUCACAGCGGAAGAACUGUGCAGAGCUAUGGGAAAGAUUGGGAUUCUCUCAUAUGACCUGACCAAGACAAGUAUCCGACUGGUGACACAUUAUCACAUUUCGGAGGAUGAUGUACGCUACACGCUCGCUUGCUUUCAGCGUGUAUUGGCUGAUGAAAAUGGAAGUCACGUUCCGUGAAUUGGCAUUUUGUCUCUAUGUCAUUUUUAAUUGUUUCCUUGCUAAUUUAAACCAAAACUACAUCUGUAAACACAAAAUGCUAAAGACAAGCCAGAAGCUGGUGAAUUACACAGUGAA
This is a messenger RNA of Selaginella moellendorffii, 1310 nucleotides long. RefSeq names its product probable low-specificity L-threonine aldolase 2. NCBI's taxonomy places the organism in Eukaryota, Viridiplantae, Streptophyta, Lycopodiopsida, Selaginellales, Selaginellaceae. Gene Ontology annotation, molecular function: L-allo-threonine aldolase activity. The transcript has 11 exons. Gene Ontology annotation, biological process: L-threonine catabolic process; glycine biosynthetic process. The record is from RefSeq and is a predicted model, not a curated record. Gene Ontology annotation, cellular component: cytosol. The coding region runs from base 105 to 1193 and encodes 362 amino acids.